Orussus abietinus is the source of this 2013-nucleotide messenger RNA. Its product is annotated as venom acid phosphatase Acph-1. The coding region runs from base 272 to 1951 and encodes 559 amino acids. The record is from RefSeq and is a predicted model, not a curated record. The transcript is spliced from 12 exons. Gene Ontology annotation, biological process: dephosphorylation. Gene Ontology annotation, molecular function: phosphatase activity. NCBI's taxonomy places the organism in Eukaryota, Metazoa, Arthropoda, Insecta, Hymenoptera, Orussidae.
CAUGAAAUUACCGGGCACACUGUGGGCAUUAAUUCUCCUCAUUCCGUGCAAAAUUCACGGCGUAAAGCACAACGUCGAGGCAUUAUUUCCUAUCAAAUCCCUGCACGUGGUGUUUAACCAUGGAGCUCGGACGAGGAAUAAUUUUUCCGAGACAUAUCCGAGAGAUCCUUACGGAAACGAGACAUUUCGUCCUUAUGGAUUCGGCGCCCUUACGCAUGUGUGAACGAGCUUGAAUAAUAAUUGCAAAAAUCAAAUACAUUAAUUUAAUUUUAUGUUACAGGCUGGUAAGGCGACGAUGUAUAAGUUUGGGGAAUUUUUACGAAAUCGAUACCGACAUAAAUCUGGUUACUUGAAGCUGAGGGACGUGACGUGUUGGAGUAACGACGUGGAGUAUUCAAAGUCCAGUGCUUCCUUAGUCCUCGCUUCGCUGCUAAAACCGAGGACUGACGAGAUUUGGAACACGAAACUUCAAUGGCAGCCAGCAAAUGUUAAAUAUCUACCCUGGCCUAUGGACAAACUCUUCUUUGGGCACUACUGUCCCCGCUACUCCAGUGAACUGAAACGAGUGAUUUCGGAGAACAAAUUAUGGCGCAAUAUGACGUUAAGUUUGAGAAACUUAGCGGAAGAAACUGGCAAAGAUAUGCAGCGACCCGAUGACGUGUACCGAAUCUACCAGAAUUAUUUAUCACUCGUGAACUGCAAGUUGAAUCCGCCGAAAGCUCUUCAGCAUUCGUUGGAUCUUCUCGAGAAGGCCUCCCAGCUCAGACUGAAACUAGGUUCCGCGACUCGGCUUUUGCGACAGCUUAAUGGCGGAGAGCUGCUGAAGAAGGUCCUGCAGGACGUCGAGGGAUCCAUGCAAGGCCAGAACGAGACGCGUCUAAAGUUGGUGCAGGUGCUCUUCAGACAUGGAGAAAGGACACCAUUGGCGAAGGAGAUGUACCCGAAGGAUGUGUACACAGAGGCGGAUUACGAACCAUGGGGUCUGGGCCAGCUGACAAAUAAAGGAAAAAUGCGGGAGUACAGGAUAGGAGAAAUGCUGCGGAAUCGCUACGACCAAUUUCUAGGGAGAGUAUAUCGACCUGCGGAGGUGUACGCUUAUAGCACCGACCUCGACCGAACGAAAGUAUCCUUGCAAUUGGUGCUUGCAGGAUUAUAUCCACCUACACCUUCCCAAAAAUGGAAUCCAAAUUUACCCUGGCUGCCCAUUCCCACGAUAUACUUUCCCGAAAAAGUCGACAUCCUGAUGAGGCCGCAUUUCUGUAAAGGGUACAUAGACGCCUUCGAGAAGGCGAAGAAAAUUCCGGAAGUCGUCCAAAGGAUUCAGUCUUUUUCGGAAUUCUUCAAAUUCCUCUCCGAGAAAAGUGGCAUUAACAUCGUCGAGCCGGCUCAGGUUUAUGAAAUCUACAAUCUGUUAACGGCACAGAUUGGCAUGAAACUGAAAUUGCCCGAUUGGUGCACGGAUGACGUGCUGGCAAAAAUGUCGGAGGUUGUCGUUUUCGAAUACGAAAGGAGAUCGUAUACGGCCGAGCUGAAAAAGAGAAACGGCGGCGUCCUCGUGAAACGAUUUUUGGAAAAUAUGGGCGUUAAUGGCACUGUUAAUAUGGAGCGAAAGCUUUACCUGUACAGUGGUCAUGAGAUUAACGUGGCGGCUUUUAACAGAGUCCUGGAUAUCAAGGAGCCAGUAAUUCCCACAUUUGGAACGGCAAUGAUGGUUGAAUUACACGAGGAUAAUCAAGGCAGACAAUACAUCAGGAUCAUUGCUUGGACGGGCGUCGACGAACGGCUGAUUACCGCAAAAGUCGCCGGAUGUGAGGAUUUGUGUCCCCUGGAAACAUUUCUCGAUUUCGUAAAAGAUCGCCUCCCCUCUGACCAGGACUUGAAAUGCAUCUACGAGUCCUUGAGCAAAGAAAAUUUAAUCGAGCUAUUUGCAGAGCGGAAAAACCAAAAUUGAUCAACCCGACGAUUGUCAUUUUAUUCUGCCCAUUGGAAAUAAAUUCGCAUCGAAGUACGAAA